Molecule: messenger RNA, 1893 nt
Organism: Nomia melanderi (Alkali bee)
Lineage: Eukaryota; Metazoa; Arthropoda; Insecta; Hymenoptera; Halictidae
Gene: STUB1
Product: STIP1 homology and U-box containing protein 1
Biological process (GO): proteasome-mediated ubiquitin-dependent protein catabolic process; protein quality control for misfolded or incompletely synthesized proteins; protein polyubiquitination
Cellular component (GO): cytoplasm; Z disc
Molecular function (GO): ubiquitin protein ligase activity; protein-folding chaperone binding
Source: RefSeq, a predicted model, not a curated record
CAAAAAGAAUGGUAUCAGCGCUCUCUGGUGUCAUGAUUUAUAAUCCACGAGUGGUCUCAGAUUUUAUUGAAUACUAUACCCUGUGUUAUAUCUGUAUUGUCGUACUGUGGUCAACGAGUAACAAAUAUAACAAGAAAAUGGAAGAACACGUAUUUAUUUAAGAUGAUUUAAGGAAACUUAUCGAGAACAAUUCAUACACAGGGAGCUGGUCAAUUCGCGAUAAAGUAUCGCUGUCAAGAUGAGUAAAAUGUAUACAACCGCAAACCUUUCUGACAAGGAAUUAAAGGAACAAGGAAAUCGUUUUUUCAAUCUUCACAAGUAUGAAGAUGCAGCGUGUUGCUACACAAAAGCUAUAAUUAAAAAUCCGUCCCAAGCAUUGUAUUUUACGAAUCGAGCACUGUGCCACCUAAAGCUCAAACGAUGGGAAUCAUCCUGCCAAGAUUGUAGACGUGCUCUAGAUAUUGAUCCAUGUUUGGUAAAAGGUCAUUUCUUUUUGGGUCUCGCACUUGUGGAAUUGGAUCUUUUCGAUGAAGCUGUUAAACAUUUGCAACGAGCUGUGGAUUUGGCGAAGGAACAAAAAUUAAACUAUGGGGAUGAGAUGACCAGUAUUCUAAGACAAGCAAGAAAACGUUGUUUCCAGUUAAGGGAAGAGCAAAGGAUAGCACAAGACAUUGAGUUACAAUCAUAUUUAAAUCAGUUGAUAGUAGAAGAUGCUGAACGAAGCAUAGCUGCUUUAAAAGAACAAGAAGCGACAAUAGAAACAAAUGGAAAAACUGAAGGAGAAGCUGCAUCUGAUACAUUUACAAGAAAAAAAGAAGAAGUAGAAGAAAAAAGAGAUACGUGUAUGGCUCGACUUAAUGAUUUAUUUGAAAAAGUGGACGAACGAAGAAGGAAGAGGGAAGUACCUGACUACUUAUGUGGAAAAAUUAGUUUUGAAAUUUUGCAAGAACCAGUAAUUACACCAAGUGGAAUUACAUACGAGAGAAAAGAUAUAGAAGAACAUUUGCAAAGGGUGGGACAUUUUGAUCCAGUUACUAGAGUUCGUUUAACUCAAGAUCAGUUAAUCCCAAACUUAGCAAUGAAAGAAGUAGUAGAUACGUUCCUACAGGAAAAUGAGUGGGCAUUAUAUUAUUAACCUUUUGUUGGGCGCAAUAUAGACAUUGACAUCAUUGGACACAAUAUAUCAGAAUGAUUGCAGAGUAUAAAUGGGGUACAAUGAUAAUAAUAAUAAUAAUAAGAUAACAAUUGACAGUAUUUUCCUGUUAUUAAAGAUCUUAAAUUCUUCAAAAUAUCUUAAAUUUGAUUAGUUGUAACUGUAAUUAUUAAUAUACAGGGUGUCACAAAACAAUGUUAUCACACUUUGAUUGUUUAUAAAGUGUAUAUUAAAUAUUGUACAAUUUGCUUUCGAUGUUUAUAACGAACUGUGUUGGGGGGGAGGUAUACAUAAAAUUCAGCGUUUUACCAGCUAAUGAAGUGUAGUAACAUUUUUUUGCGACAGCCUGUAUAAGAGCGGCAGCAACAAAUACGUUUCGCUUCAAAAUGUGAAAUAAAAUUGUUUGAUGUGUAUCAAUCUGGACAGUUGCGUCCAAUGGAAAGUUAAAAUGUAUACUUAGAUUACUGCCGUGUUUUCAUGAUGAAAUGUUCUUUUUUACUUUAAUUGAAUAUAUCCAAGUCAUUAUUGUUGUAUAAUUUGUUAAAAAAUUAUAAAUGUAUUAUGUAGAAACAAAAUUUAUUACUUUAAAAGUUUUCUAAACUGUUUGUGUAUUACUUGUAAAAAACCAGCACAGCACCCGUAAAUGGGUUUUUAGGUAAUAUAGAUCAGAUCAUGUAUAUUACAAUUGUAUAUCUCUUUUUCCCAUAAUUGAUAAAUAAAGUAACUUAUUUUGUGACAUA